AGAACUACUCGAUUUCUGACUCUAUCUUUAGGUUUCUCGGACUUAUCCGAUCUAGGGUUUCUUAGCUCACCGAUAUUCAUUUCUGAAACCCUAUUCUCGGAUCAGGUCUGAUUACUCUGGUUGUCAGGUUCGAUCAAUUUCCAACAGCCAAGUUUCAUGUCUGAACUCGACAUCCAGAUCCCCACUGCUUUUGAUCCGUUUGCUGAGGCAAAUGCUGAGGACUCAGGUGCUGGGUCAAAAGAUUAUGUGCAUAUCCGCAUACAGCAACGGAACGGAAGGAAAAGCCUGACAACUGUCCAGGGUCUGCGAAAAGAAUUUAGUUACAACAAGAUCCUCAAGGACCUCAAGAAGGAAUUCUGCUGCAAUGGUACUGUUGUUCAAGACCCGGAACUAGGCCAGGUUAUUCAACUUCAAGGUGAUCAGCGAAAGAAUGUUUCAACCUUUCUUGUGCAGGCUGGCAUUGUGAAGAAGGAGGAUAUCAAGAUUCAUGGUUUCUGAUUUGCUGCGGAUCGAUUUCUGACAGGCGAAUGCUAUCCCCUAUCCGGAUAUUAGAAUAUAAACCCAUAAUAUUAUAAUACUAUCAGUGCAGAGCACUUUCUAUCUGAACUUUAAAAUAUAAACCGAUAAUAUCGCCGGUAUGUUGAUUUGAUAUACAAUCAUACUUGGUUUGGGUCUUUAAGCUGCCUUUUCUCUGUAAUGUGGUUUGAAAAUGGAAUGUUCGACACUGCUGAUUUCAGUCCAGAAUAAUAAUUAUGAUUAUCAAGUAAUACCCCUGACUACCUUUCUUUGU
Messenger RNA from Vitis riparia (riverbank grape), 790 nucleotides. Its product is annotated as protein translation factor SUI1 homolog. The coding region runs from base 157 to 498 and encodes 113 amino acids. The transcript has 5 exons. Gene Ontology annotation, biological process: translational initiation. NCBI's taxonomy places the organism in Eukaryota, Viridiplantae, Streptophyta, Magnoliopsida, Vitales, Vitaceae. The record is from RefSeq and is a predicted model, not a curated record. Gene Ontology annotation, molecular function: RNA binding; translation initiation factor activity.